UAAUCACGUGACCCGAUGCCAUUGUGAGAGCAGACCUAGAUACCUGUUAUUGUAUAUAAAGUUGUGUAAAUACUGUAUAUGAUGAGCACAGCGGUGAGCGCAUCCCGUGCUAGCAAUAGGCCCAGUAAGGACAAAAAUGCAAAAGCUGCAUCACGGCCGCAAGUGAAGACAGAUGAAUCCUCUUCAAAGAUGCACCAGGCAACACCAGAACAGCUGCGAAUAGCACAGAUCUCACAGAUCAGCGAGGAUGAAACUAUAUUCAGACAGAAAGUACAACAAAUAAUUGAUUUGACAGGCAAAGCCCAAGUUGAAUGUGAAAUAGCAUUACAUGAUUGCCAACAAGAUACUGAAGGAGCAAUUAACAUGCUCUUAGAGGGAGAAAAUUAUCAGGGUGAGUGGAGAGAGACAGGUGGAAAGAAAAAGAAAAGAGCAAAUCCUUCAAAUAAGACAGAACCACCACAGAAUAAUGUUGAUGAAAAGCCUGACAAAACUGAACAGAACUUUGAACCACGUGAGAGGCCAGACAGAAGUGGGGACAACAGACCAGAAAGCAGUUCCCGCAGAGGUCGACGAUUUGACAGUCGUCCACCAAGAUUGGCUCGUGGGCGAGGAAGGGAGAGAGGGGAUGGUGGAUUCAGAGGAAACAGAGAAAAUACCAAUGAUCAUGACAAUAAGGAGAAUGGUUUUGGGACCUUUGAUAAGGAUCGAGAUACAGAUAAUCGAGGUCGAGGCAGAGGAAGAGGGAGGGGAGGGCCUCGAAGAGGAGGAAGAGGAAGUUUUAACAGGAAUCCUAGGUUUGACAAAGGGCCUCAAAUAGAUACAUGGACAAAUGAAACGGCAGCCAAUGCAGAGAAAGAAAAUGCAGCAAGUCACUGGGAGUCUAUGGAAGAUUGGAAUGAUGAUACAUGGACUGGAAGUUUAUCAGAAACUAAAGUCUUCACAGCAACAACCACACAGGAAGAUCAGAUAUCUGAGAAUACAACACCAAUGGCUGAUACAACAAAUACUCUUGGACAGAGGUUAGAUCUGGGUGCUCUUUUACAAAAGCCAACCAGUGAACCGCCAGAAUCUGCUUACAUUACACAAUACAACCAGCAGGCCACAGAAAGUAUAAAAAAUUCUAUAGGGAUUGGAUCAUCACCACGACAAAAUCUGACCAAUCAGCUGGGUGGCUCAGCAUUGACAAAUCACAUGCAAUCUGGAUCCUUGUCCAGCCAGCUGCCAUCUUCAUCACUAUCCAAUCAGCUUUCGGUUUCGCAACAGUCCUCGUCUGAUGCCAUUAAUGCAUUGGUGUCGUCAUUUGGUCAGAAUCAAACCUCUUACAGUCAGAGCCCUGCAGGAUUCAGCCAGAGUGUAGCGGCUUAUAGUCAGAGUCCACCGGGGUAUAGUCAGACAGCUACAGGAUUUAGUCAAGGUCAGGCGACAUACAGUCAGAGUCCAUCAUCUGUUUACAGUCAGAACCAAUCAUCAGCCUACAGUCAGAGUCAGUCAUCCGGCUUCAGUCAGAACACAGGAUCUGUAUACAGUUCGAGCCUAGAACAAAAUAGUGGUGGACAAGUGGAUCCAGUUCCCUCUUCUCAGUCAGGGUUGCAACAGCGACCGAAGUCCCAAAGAACAAAACUACCACCACCAUCUAAGAUUCCAGCUUCAGCAGUAGAAAUGCCUGGACACAUGACAACAAGAUUGGAUGUUCAAUUUGGGACUUGGGAAUUUGGAUCUGAUAAUGCUUCACCUUUUAGUUUUGGUGGAGAGUCUUCUGUUACAAGUAAUAUGAGCAGUUCUGAUGCUUGUAGUACAACUCAAACAAUAAGUGGUCACCUGCCCCCUCAGCAGGUGAGUAGUAAACCAAGCGAGUCUGUGAUCUCCUCCUCCAUAAUGACCACACCACCUGCUAACAGUACCUCUGCUAUGUCAGGGGGUGACCAGACCUCUCCUAGGACAAACAUUUUCCAAGCCUCUCCCUACACCACCCCUACCAAGAAGGACUCUGCAUCACGUAGUCAGAACAAGAUGAGUCCACCAGAGCCUAUACCGUUCCCUCCAUCUCAGUCUGACCGGAAAUCCAGUCCAAUGAUCAACUCUCAGCAUCCAGGAUCCUCCAGCUCCCUAACUUCAGGACCAUUGGCAACAUCCAAGCCAGAUUCCAGUAACUUAAGUUCUUACAGUCCAUCUACGCAGGGUUAUGCAUCAACAACAUAUCCAUCGCAAAAGACAGGACUAUCAACUAAUUCUGGUCGAUCUAGUGCCACAGGGCUUUCAAGUAGUGCUGGACUGUCUAAUGCAGCAGGUCUUUCAAAUUCAACAGGAAUUACAAAUAAUUCUGGUCUUUCAAAUUCAGCUGGACUUUCUAGUGCGUCAGGAUUCUCACAUUCAUCCUCAUCACAGCCAGGCUCUUAUCAGAACCAGUAUCAGACUGGCUCAAACCAGUAUCAAACUAGUCAGAACCAGUUCCCUAGUGGGCAGACUCAGUACCAAAGUGGACAAAAUCAGUAUCAAUCUGGCCAGAAUCAGUUCCAUAGUGGUCAGACUCAAUUCCAGAAUUAUGGACAGUCGGCUGGGUCAUCAUUCCAGAAUGCUAGUUCGUACUCGAGUGGAAGUGGCUCCUACAGUGGAUCAAGUCAGCAAAAUCAAGGCAAUCUGUAUCAGUCAUCAGCCACAAACUCGUAUCAAUCUCACUCCAAUCAAAAUUCACUUUAUCAUCAAGGUAACUCAUCACAGACUACGUCAUAUCAACCACAGACAAACUCAUCCUCUUUUCAUGGUGCCCGGGACUCACAAGCUGGAUCUUACCCAACAAGUGUUAGUAGAGACUCACAAUCGGCUUCAUUUCAGGCCAGCGUGAGCCAGUCAGGGUCAUAUCCAGCUAGUGGGAGUAGGGACUCGCAGACCGGCACAUCAUUCCAGGCUUCUGUAACACAGUCUAGUGCUACUUCUUACCAAAGAGACAGUCAGUCGGCUCUGUCAACACCUGCCACACAGACACAAUCGGUGUACACUACCUCUCAGGGGUAUGGUGCAUCACCACACCAAAACAGCUUGCCAUCAAACUUGCAAACAUCACCACUCUCUGGAGUGUCUGCCAACAAGAUCAGUGAAACUUUGUCUAAGAUGACUGUGAAAGACUCGCCUUUGGAUACUAGGCAAUCACCCCAGUAUGAUAGUUCUACAUCUACAACAACGAGUAACUUAACAACUACAACAAUAACAACAUCUCUGGCAACAGGAACAACUACUCCAUUAUCUGUUGCAUCUACCAGUGCAUUAACAACUACAGUUGGUUCAACCAAAGUCAUGACUGCUCCCUCAACAAGCACCACAAAGAACACUCCAAGUUUGCCUCCAGGUGUAUUGGUAGGUCACCAGUACAUCAUGGGACAGGGAACUAUGCCACAAUACUUUGGACUGCAACAGCCGCUUUAUGCUAGUUACACAGACGAGAUUCAGCUUCAGCUCCAACAGAGAUUACCCCCAACCCUGGCAAAUUAUAACUAUGAUAUGACAGGAUUUGGUGUCCCAACAACCAUGACUGGACGUGAACAGACCACACUAGCAAAUGUGCCAUACUCUGCAGCAGACAACAAGAUUGGUCGAGUGGAUGCCCAGUCUCCCAUUCCUGCUUCUCAGCAACAGUCAACACAGUCUGCUCAUCAACAGCAACAUUUCAUCAAUGUCCCAUAUGGCUAUUACUACCCAUCAGUCUUACCUUCAGGAUUCCAGUACCCUGCCCAAAUGUUUCCGGUGCCACCAGUAACAAAUACAGCCCAUGCUGGAACAACAGCUAACACCCAAUACCAGAAAACUUAUGGUGCAUCACAUGCUUAUGCCAGCAAUAAAGGUGGAUAUGAAGAUCUGACACAGGGAACAGAUUUUAGCAAAUCAUCAUAUGGAAACCCACCACAGAACAAAGUUUCAGGAGUAUCAGGAUCUGUUGCAUCUGUGCCAGGAGCUGCUGAUAUGCCUGGAUCAGGCUAUGGCAAGUCCCAUACACAGAUGAUACUUCUUACUGAUAAAGUAAAGAAAUAUCCACAUCGGAGCAGUAGUGAAGCAUUUGACAAACAAGGAUUCCAUGCAGGAACACCACCCCCAUUCAAUCUGCCCCUGGCGACAGGAACACAGGCUGGACCACUAGGGGCCCCCACAACUCCCUAUGGUGCUGCCCCAUUCAUGAAUGUACCAAUGAUGCCCCCACAUAACCAGAUGCUCCAUCCUAACAUGCAGCAGCAGGAUUCCACAACUGGGUCAACACGAGGCUCCCAUGUACAUAGCCAACAAAACAGCACCCAGGCAAAGGCUGGAGGUGCCAAGGCAUACGGGAAUACAAACUGGAACUACUAGACAGCUGCUGGAAGCAGGAUCCUGAGUUUCCAGUUAUAACAGGCAGACUGCUGUCACAAUGGAAUAGGGAGGCCACCACUGCUGGUGAUAAUGAUUAAUGAUGGUUACCAAAUCUUGUGUUUGUUUGUAGCGAGAAGUUUUGAAUCUUGUGUAUCUUUCUAGUGUUGGUAUAUUUUAAACAUUGAUACUAGAAUCCCAGUUUAUGAAAUGCUGUUCUGCGGUUGUACAUGGCUUUUGAGAUGUGUGUGUGUUUGUGUCAGCGUUGUAGAUUAACCUAUGUCUCUCUAAAUCAUUCUGAGCCAAGCCUUAAGAAUGUGCAAGGCAAUCAUCUAACGCUUCUCUCCUAGGGGUUGUAUAAUGUGUUAUUAAUACAUAUAAAUAUAUGGUGGGGCUUGUCUUUAAGAUCAAUCACUCUUAUAAAGUGUUUAAAAAAAAAAAAAAAAAAACGGAAAAAAUGGUUUCCCUUUGGAAACGGAUACAAUGUUAAUAGGAAUUUCGUAACAUAAAUUCCUCGCUAUAGAUUCCUUAAAAGGGAUUUAAGUUGAAACUAUAAGUCAAAGAUGGUGCCUUACCAAGCGAUAACAGAAGGCUCACCUAAAGGUGAUGCAUUACAAGUUCGUAGUGAACCUGGUGGACCCUAACCAAAGUCGUUCGAUAUAAAGGAUCACGUUUAAGUAGGUCCAGGUUAUUAAGUCUAUUUUCCUUCUUUAUCCAUUUCAUAUUUUUCCAAAUCAUGUUUUAUUCAGAUGUAAAUAACCCAUUGAAAGCAUUAUGUUUAAUAGCUUAAUGAAAAUAUGUAUAUAUGAUAUAUGAAUUUGGACAGGGUCCAUCAGCUUCGCUGAACUAGACAGUUGAAAUAUCAAAAAGGAACUAGGAAAGGUAUCAAAGGGUCACGUCAAGGUUUAGUUUUGUGUAUCACCUUAAUUUGAUUUAUUUAAAUGUGUGCUCACAAAAAAAAAUGUUUUUCAUUAUUAAUAUUAUGAUCAUUGUAUCCUUUUUGACUUACCUGUGUUGACUAUAUUAUUAUGAUAAUUUGUAGUAGAUGUGCAUGUGUACAAAUUCAUUGAACAUUAGUCAAAGAAAUUCCAGAUUUUUUUUGUCCUGGUGAAUAGAAUAUUGUAGAGUUUCUGAAGAUUUUGUAUUGUAAAUAUAUAAAUAUAUAUAUCUUUAUCAUCCAGUAUGUUCAGAGGAAUUUGCCUUUUUUUUUUUUUAAACUGGAGCCAUUAAGUAACUUACAUUUCCUAUUGUGCUCAUAAUAAUAAAAAAAAAACUGAAUGAAAUACUGA
Messenger RNA from Ylistrum balloti, 5621 nucleotides. RefSeq names its product ubiquitin-associated protein 2-like. Bases 79 to 4335 code for a protein of 1418 amino acids. Gene Ontology annotation, cellular component: nucleus; cytoplasm. The record is from RefSeq and is a predicted model, not a curated record. Gene Ontology annotation, molecular function: protein binding. Lineage: Eukaryota; Metazoa; Mollusca; Bivalvia; Pectinida; Pectinidae. The transcript has 26 exons.